UGACGCACAUCCGGAACAGAGGGACACAUGGAGGAAUAAACAUCGUGAGCUGUUUCGCGGACAGUAAUCCGAAAAAAUGCGUAUUGAAAAGUGUUAUUUUUGUUCAGGACCGGUUUACCCGGGCCAUGGAAUGAUGUUUGUUCGGAACGACUGCAAGGUGUUUCGAUUUUGUAAAUCAAAAUGUCACAAGAGCUUUAAGAAGAAGCGCAAUCCAAGAAAGACCAGGUGGACCAAAGCUUUCAGAAAAGCGUCUGGUAAAGAGUUGACAGUGGAUAACGCACUGGAGUUUGAGAAGCGCAGAAAUAUGCCUGUGAAAUAUAAGAGGGAACUCUGGAACAAGACGGUGGAAGCAAUGAAGAAGGUGGAAGACAUCAAACGCAAACGACAGGCCCGCUUCAUCAUAAAUAGACUGAAGAAGGGGAAGGUGCUGGAGAAGGAAAUGGAUAUCCAGGAAGUCAAGAAAAACAUCCACCUUAUCAAAGCCCCACAUGCCGGAAAAGCCAAGGCAAUGGAAGACAAGAUGGUUCAGAAAUUGCAAGAAGACGUGGAAAUGGAUGAUGACUGAGGAGGAAAUGUUUUGGUACUGGGAUGCUCCUGGCUUUACAGGCUGUACAGAUGCCCCUCUGCAUUGCCCAUCUGAGACUCGAGAGACUGUGUUUGCGAGUGAUAUUGUGUACCCUAUAUACCACGCUAUGUACAACUUCAGCAUUCUCUCAUGCUUGAGAGUGGGAGAAGACAGUAUCUUGGACAGACAGAAUUGCUUGUGCUCUAAUUAGUUAGAGAUGAAAUGUCUCCAGUAACCUUUCUAUUGGUUUAAUGAGGUAUUCUAUUUGUUGUCCAUUUGUUUUGUGUGCAUCAUUUAACAAUAGUACAUCUCUGCUUUAAAAGAAAGUGCUAUGUUCUUUUACAAAUAAAUAUUAUGGCUGUG
Alosa alosa (allis shad) is the source of this 928-nucleotide messenger RNA. It is a transcript of the gene rsl24d1, whose product is annotated as ribosomal L24 domain containing 1. Gene Ontology annotation, cellular component: nucleolus. Lineage: Eukaryota; Metazoa; Chordata; Actinopteri; Clupeiformes; Clupeidae. The record is from RefSeq and is a predicted model, not a curated record. Bases 77 to 565 code for a protein of 162 amino acids. Gene Ontology annotation, biological process: ribosomal large subunit biogenesis. The transcript has 6 exons.